Messenger RNA from Anolis sagrei ordinatus, 850 nucleotides. Its product is annotated as short-chain dehydrogenase/reductase family 16C member 6-like. Gene Ontology annotation, molecular function: oxidoreductase activity, acting on the CH-OH group of donors, NAD or NADP as acceptor. The record is from RefSeq and is a predicted model, not a curated record. Gene Ontology annotation, cellular component: lipid droplet. Lineage: Eukaryota; Metazoa; Chordata; Lepidosauria; Squamata; Anolidae.
AAAAAAUAAGAUCAACAGAACCAUGUUUUUAAGAAGCAGCUUGGAUACCAUCAAAUUUAUUAUUUUGUUAAUCUAUUAUUGUUUUGAGGCCUUUGUUUUGAUGUUCUUUUCUGUUCAAAAGGAUGUUUCUGGGCAGGUAGUUCUUGUUACAGGAUCAGCCAAUGGAAUUGGAAGACAGAUUGCACUGAAUUUUGCACGCCUUGGCACAAUUCUUGUUCUCUGGGACACUGAUGAAGAAAACAACAAAGAAACCGCAGAGCUUGUCCUGGGCAAUGGAGCUCUUGCUGUUUAUACUUACAAGUGUGACUUGAGCAAGAAGGAAGAAAUCUAUGCAGUGGCAGAUCAGGUGAAAAAAGAAGUAGGAGAUGUAGAUAUUCUAAUCAACAAUGCAGGUAUAUUGAGUGGAAAGGAUUUUAUUGAUCUUCCUGACUCUGAUAUGGAAAAAACACUAGAAAUCAACACUAAAGCACAUUUCCGGACAUGCAAAGCCUUUCUUCCAGCCAUGAUUGCAUGCAACCAGGGACAUUUGGUUACUAUCGCAAGUGUAGCAGCACUGUGUGGCUGCUUUAAACUCACAGACUAUUCUGCAAGUAAAUUUGCAGCAUUUGGCUUUAUGGAAUCUAUUGCAUUUGAACUAAGAAAAGCAGGAAAGAAAGGCAUUAAAGCUACUAUCGUCUGUCCUGGAUUCGUGGAUACAAAAUUAAUUACUAAAGCAGAAUCAGCGAAGCCAAUUCUACUUCCUGUCUUCAACCCAGAAUAUAUGGGCAAGCGGAUUGUGGAUGCCAUUCUGAAAGAUAAAUUUUAUGUGGUCCUGCCAGCCUAUGCACGACUCAUUCUUCUUAAAAUGUAA